AUGUAUGCUCCUCCACCAUCCGUUCCUGCUCGUCGUAAUCGAGGAUCUGGCUUAGCUGCCAGCAGUCCUAUUUUGGCUAUAUGUUGCCUUGGAUUUAUUCUUUUUAUGAUUGCUGCAACGAUUGUUCUUGCAUUGAUACCUGUGUAUCUAUCAAAAAGAAGUGGUGGCACACCAAGGACAACUACUCCAACUUAUCUUUUGACUAUGAAUUCUCGAACAGUGGCAUUACCUGAAGGCAAUUUGGAUUCUCCAUCACUGGCCGACGUUGGCGUUUCAGUGGACAAAGCGUUAAAUUUACCAUCUGGUUCAACUCAAGUUAAGCAAGGUGCAGUUGAAGCAACAAAUGGUAAACGUAAACGAAGACAAUCCCGAGCUUUACGUAAUAAACGUGGUUUUGAUGGUACCACAGUCCUCUGUACACUUGUUUUUAAUGUAUUAAAAUGUAAUCAAUGUGGUAACAUGGGAUUCCUUGAGAGCAUUAAAUCUUUCACAGUUACAGAUGAAAUUAACAUCAACGGUGUACCGUACACCGAUACAUUUGAUGCUAGUAUAGACUUAAUAGAUCAUAGUUUUGGUCCAGUUGAUUACGACGAUUCUGACAGUUUUGAACUAAAUCUGCCUCUUAACACCAGCAUACCUGUUGGCCCCCUAGAUAAAAAGUCAUAUCCUAACCUUGAAGCCGUCAUAUCAAAGAAGAUGAAUUUACAGCCUAAUGCAGUUGUUGUUGAUAGUGCAACGGUUAUGAGUAAAAGUACAGGUACAGGAGGCAAGAGACGUAGACGACGUGGAUUCGGUAAUAUGCGUGAACGUCGUCAAGUUAUAUUAUUCCUCGUUAUUAUUUUCCAUUUUGAUGACUUACUUGCUCCCGAAUGUAGUACUCCUGACUUCGAUCUACUUUUCGAAACUACAUUAAUCACCUUCAUCAAUAUCGAGAUUUUUGAAGAUGGUUUUGCGUUCUUUUUUACAUCUACUGCUUAUCCGUUUGACUUAACUCACGAAACUACAACAACACCGAUUGCUGCAGCUACUGCUAAACUUACCGGUUAA
Molecule: messenger RNA, 1047 nt
Organism: Adineta steineri
Lineage: Eukaryota; Metazoa; Rotifera; Eurotatoria; Adinetida; Adinetidae
Source: the annotation of a GenBank genome assembly